AUGGCUACUUUUAAUCUUCCAAAAUGCAUGGUUAUUAUGAUGGUCCUAUUUUUGGUUCUAGAAAGUCAUUCUACAGUAGAAGCUGUUCGUCGUGAUGAAAUCAAGGCUCUCCUCCGUGGCACAAAAUUUGCUCAAAAUAUUCUUCGCGUCAAAACGGAUCCACUUCCACCCUGCACGUCUUGUGAUACCUGUACAGUUGACUGCUCAACAGGUUGCAAAAGUUGCACAACAGAUGCAAAAAUCUUUUGA
Molecule: messenger RNA, 249 nt
Organism: Adineta steineri
Lineage: Eukaryota; Metazoa; Rotifera; Eurotatoria; Adinetida; Adinetidae
Source: the annotation of a GenBank genome assembly